Molecule: messenger RNA, 2199 nt
Organism: Darwinula stevensoni
Lineage: Eukaryota; Metazoa; Arthropoda; Ostracoda; Podocopida; Darwinulidae
Source: the annotation of a GenBank genome assembly
UGCUUCAAGAAUGAUAUUGAAUCUACAGACUUCUGCUUGACGGAGCACCCGAAGGUGGAGAAUGCGAACGUGACAUACGUCAGAUGGGAUGGGAGAUACCCAGCCUCAAGCGGGGCCAAGGUACUCUUCCACUGUGACGAGGACUUCACAGAUGGGAAGAAAGAGCACUGGGCCACUUGCUCUGACUCCCCCGAUUCAUGAUCCCCGUUUCAGCUGUCGAAUACAAUAUUGCCAAGAUCAAAGAACGAGGCACUGUGGAGAACAGGCGCCGUAGUGGCCGACCCCAGCAAGAUCACCGUCUCCGGAGACAAGGCACUCGGCAAGAGGAUUCGACGAUACCAUGAGACAACUGCGAAAGAACUGACGCAAAAGUUGCUUCAGGACCGAGUGUACCCAGAUUGUAAGAAGACGGAGAAGGGAAAGGAAUACAUUGGUAAAAUCGAGAAGACUAAGACGGGAAAGGACUGCCUUCGAUGGGAUCAACGGCCGUACAGGACACCCAAGGAUUUUUCACCUGUAAUGCGCUAUGGGGAGCAUUUCCUCAACGAGGACGUGGAAGUAUCUGAAAACUAUUGCAGGAAUCCAGCAUUGAGGGAGAGGCCUUGGUGUUUCGUCUCGGACCCCAACGUCAUUUGGGAAUUCUGCGACAUUCCCCUAUGCAAAGACAUAAUGUACCCAGAUUGUAAGAAGACGGAGAAGGGAAAGGAAUACAUUGGUAAAAUCGAGAAGACUAAGACGGGAAAGGACUGCCUUCGAUGGGAUCAACGGCCGUACAGGACACCCAAGGAUUUUUCACCUGUAAUGCGCUAUGGGGAGCAUUUCCUCAACGAGGACGUGGAAGUAUCUGAAAACUAUUGCAGGAAUCCAGCAUUGAGGGAGAGGCCUUGGUGUUUCGUCUCGGACCCCAACGUCAUUUGGGAAUUCUGCGACAUUCCCCUAUGCAAAGACAUAAUUCCGCUGGAGUGCAAACUGACGCAAAAGGGUGGAGAAUACGUGGGGAAGAAGAGCAGUACCAUUGCGGGGACUAAAUGCCUGCCUUGGCUUAGUGCUCCUAUGGAAACUCAAUACCGGGCGUGGAGCGAGAGACUCCCUGCAUUCUCGGAUGAUGUGGAUAAAAAUCACAAUUAUUGCAGAAAUCCUGGCGGUCGUCCAGGGGGUCCUUGGUGCUACGAUGGAGAAUAUCAGAAAGCUGGUUGGAACUACUGCGACGUUCCUUUUUGCCAACUGCAGGGGAAAGUAGCUGAUGAGAAUCAGGAGACAACUUUGACCUUUCCCUAUUGUCGGCUCACUGAAAUGGGCAAGGAAUACAUGGGCAUGGUCAGGACGAGCGAAACAGGAAAACCAUGUAUGAAAUGGAAUGAUUUCUCCGAUAUGACGACAUUCCCAGAUAUAAUGAUGAAGAUCCUCCCGCUGACGGUAGAUUCCAAGGAAAUGAAAAAAUACAGGAAUUUCUUCACUGAAGAUCCCAAGAGCCACAUUAAUUUCUGUCGAAAUCCUGGAUGGGGGCAGAGACCAUGGUGUUUUGUGUCAAAGUAUCCAGCUGUCAAAUGGGAAUACUGUGACAUACCCUUCUGCAAAGACCGGGCUCCGCUUGAGUGCAUGCUGACGACGAAAGGCUGGGAUUACAUGGGGAAGAAGAAUGUCUCAUCCAGGGGGUUGCCCUGUGAACCGUGGUUGAAAUACUUGGCUGACAAUUCCAAAGGAGAGAACGACAUCCAUUUGUUCCCGGAUCCCGUGGACAGCAGGCACAACUUCUGUCGUAGUCUGUAUGAUGUCUGGAACACACACUGCUUUGUUCUCCAGGAUGGCAGACUUAGAAUGGACUUCUGUUCCGUCCCCUACUGUUACGAGAUUCUAGAAUCCAUCAGCACGACCCCGCCAGAGUGCAAGCUGACCGAAUGGGGUUGGGAUUACGCAGGGAGGAAGAACCAGACCAUAGGGGGCUUGCCAUGCCUUCCGUGGAGCGCUGCCGGUGGCUACCAACCGGAGUUCAGUGAGGUGGAGAACGAUUUUCCUGAAUAUGCAGGUGCAGAAGAUCACAACUACUGCCGGUCCAAUAAUUCCGAAAUUUCCGGAAUUCACAUUCAAGGUCCUUAUUGUCACGUGCCUGUUGAAUCGGAGUUGAAGCUCUUUGGGAGCAUUAACGUCGAUAUCUGCGGUGUCCCCUUCUGUCCCCUGAAAUCCCAACCGACCGAUUGA